Populus nigra (black poplar) is the source of this 1093-nucleotide messenger RNA. Its product is annotated as OVARIAN TUMOR DOMAIN-containing deubiquitinating enzyme 9-like. The transcript has 8 exons. Gene Ontology annotation, biological process: protein deubiquitination. The coding region runs from base 236 to 868 and encodes 210 amino acids. Lineage: Eukaryota; Viridiplantae; Streptophyta; Magnoliopsida; Malpighiales; Salicaceae. The record is from RefSeq and is a predicted model, not a curated record. Gene Ontology annotation, molecular function: cysteine-type deubiquitinase activity.
AGUCCGGGUUAUUUUGAUCGAUUCAGAUAAAGUUUAUUUAUAAAAAAAAAAACCAACUAAACAGAUAGCGCAGCACACGGUGGCAUCAUCAGCUAAUUUCAACGAAGGAUGCCUAACUAAACAGACGGCAACUUUGACACGGCAACUUUCACCAAACCCAAUAUCUCUAUGAUAUUCUUUCAAAUAAGAGUCUUACUGGUAACUUUAAGAGAUUUCAUUUAUUUUGAUAGCCAAGAUGAUUGUGGAGAAUGAUGCUGCCAUUGCUCGUGCUCUCCAAGAAGAACUUUCAAGGAUUGCUGCUGCAGAAGGAUCUGGGGUAAGUAACACUGAACAAGAAUUAAUUAUUACGCAGCACUGGCCUGGUAUGAUUGUGGAGAAUGAUGCUGUCAUUCCUCAUGUUCCUAAAACUAAUGGAGAAAUACCAUCGGAGGAUGAACAGAUGUCAGAUCAUCAAAGACUGCUAGAAAGGUUAAAGUUGUAUAAUCUUGUUGAGAAAGAAGUUCAAGGAGAUGGUAACUGUCAGUUUCGUUCUCUGUCAGAUCAACUCUAUGAUUCUCCUGAGCACCACGAAUUCGUGAGAGAACAAGUUGCUGAACAGCUCAAGUCUCAGCCGCAAAUGUACAGCAGCUAUGUUCCUAUGGCUUAUGACGACUAUCUGGAGAAAAUAAGCAGGAGUGGUGAGUGGGGUGAUCACGUUACUUUGCAGGCCGCUGCAGAUUUGUAUGGUAUCAAGAUAUUUAUGAUAACUUCAUUCAAGGAUACAUGCUGCAUCGAGAUCCUUCCAAAAGUUCUAAAGUCCAACAAUGGAGUAAUUUACUUGAGCUUUUGGGCGGAGGUGCACUACAAUCCUGUUCGUUGCAUGAGGUAAACAUUUGGAUCUUGUUUGUCAAAGCAAUGAAAGUUGAUCUAUGAUACUUCUUUGUAGGGUCUAUCUUUUUCUGGCGUCCAUCUGAUGCUGUCACGGUCUUCUAUAAAAGCAAUAUUUGAAAAACAUGAGACACCUGGUCACAAGCAUAGUUCCACUAUUGUAUAUAUGUCCAAUAUAGACUGUUGCUUAUUGGCGAUGAGCUUUUCAAUUAUCUUUUGAAAUUAA